CGCGUGGCUGAGAGAGUUUUCCGACCUUAAAGCGCUCGCACCUCCCCGCCUGCUUUACACCGGAGAAGCAGUGCAAUCCUCGGCAGUGUUCUGAGACUGCACUUUACUACUCCGACACCUCAUCGGAAAUUAUUUAGAAUCCAGAGCAUGGACAUUUCAUCAAAAUAAAUAAAUAAACGACAGCGCUGGAGUUGGAUACUGACCAUACUUUUACGCAUCAAACUUUUCUACCCAAGAGUUUUAUGAACUGCACUAUUUUAGGGUCGGGAAUUAAUCAUGGCUUCUGAAAAAGACAAGAAGAGGCAUCCUUCAGAACGGAGAAAAGAGAAAUCGCGAGAUGCAGCGCGGUGCAGGAGGAGUAAGGAGACGGAGGUGUUCUAUGAGCUGGCACAUCAGCUGCCUCUGCCUCACAGCAUCCGCUCACACCUGGACAAAGCAUCCAUCAUGAGGCUAACCAUUAGCUUCCUGCGCACACGCAAACUGCUCACAUCAGCAUGCUUUAGCAGACAGGUGAAGGAGGAUACACCGAUGGACACUCUGUAUUUGAAGGCUCUGCAAGGUUUUGUUGCUGUGGUGACAUCAGAAGGUGACAUGAUCUUCCUCUCCGAGAACAUCACUAAGUUCAUGGGUCUCACUCAGGUGGAAUUAACAGGACAAAGCAUUUUUGAUUUCACACACCCCUGCGAUCAUGAGGAAAUCAGAGAAAACCUCACUGUCAAAGCAGGGCCAGCAUAUGACAGAAGAUAUAAAGAGCUAAAAACAGAGAGAGAUUUCUUUAUGAGGAUGAAGUGCACAGUCACCAACAGAGGACGCACAGUCAACCUUAAAUCAGCUGGCUGGAAGGUGCUACACUGCACAGGGCAUUUAAAGGUAUACCCCAGCCGGCCACCUCAUGUUUUGUGUGGGUUUGCUGAGCCCCCGCUAACUUGCCUGGUAGUGCUGUGUGAGCCCAUUCCUCAUCCGUCCACUGUGGAUACACCAAUCGAUGGCAAGACCUUCAUGAGCCGACACAGCAUGGAUUUGAAGUUCACCUACUGUGAUGAGAGUGUGAGAAAUUUAAUGGGGUACACAUCAGUGGACUUAGUGGGGCGCUCUGUCUAUGACUUCUACCAUGCACUGGAUGUGGACAACAUGACUAAGGGCCACCAGAACUUGUGUGCUAAGGGCCAGGUGGUGAGUGGUCACUAUCGGAUGUUGGCUAAGCAUGGUGGUUACGUAUGGUUGGAGACACACAGCACGGUCAUCUAUAACAGCCGUAACUCUCAGCCACAAUGCAUCGUGUGCAUUAACUACGUCUUAAGUGGCAUUGAAGAGAAAUCCAUUGUGCUCUCCAUGGACCAAAUGGAGUCAUUUUUCAAACACCAAGACAUGCUGGCCACCAGUGAACUCUUCUGCCCAACCUCAGAAACAUUUACCAAACUCAAGGAAGAACCUGAAGAGAUCCCACAGCUUGUGCCAACACCGGGAGAAGCAAUCAUUGCCCUGGACUUUGGAAGUCCAGAUUUUGAAGCUUCUGCUACUUUCUACAAAUCUCCAAGUCAUGUUUCAGUUAAUAAGCAGUGGGAAAUGGAGUCUCCACACCAUAGAUCUGACAGCAAGCCGGCCAAAGCUUCAUCCAGUACAAAUUCAACCCCGAGCAACAGCAGCAGCUCCACUCCUGAUAAUGCAGCAGGAGGUUACUAUGGUGGUGAAGAGACUGAGCUGAAGGUUGAGUUGACAGAACGGCUUUUUGCUCGGGACACUGACAAUGAACAGUGGGACUUUAGUGAACUGGACCUGGAGACUUUGGCUCCUUACAUCCCCAUGGAUGGUGAGGACUUCCAGCUCAACCCCAUUGCUCAGGAUGAAUCCUUAUCGGAGUCCAGCUCAAGCCAUUGUGCUCAGCCUCUGUAUUCAUUCAGCAAUGUUACGAGUUUCUUCCAGCCUUUGGCUCCCCUCACCUCAGAACACAAGAACUGCCCAAGACCUUACCCGGAGAUACCACUUGUUCCUCCUUACCAGGCUCCUCCAAAUAUCCCACACUCAUCCAGAGCAGCCAUGUGCCUUGAACAGAUUACACUGGAUAACAGCUUGAAGCGCAAGAGACAGGAUGAAUUUAGUUUUUCCUGCUCGUUUCCAGAUAUUCCUCAAUCUAUUAAACAGGAUGGAAUAAGUCGCAGUGAGUCAGUAGACAACAUGUGGAAGCGAAUGAAGACUGCAAACACAGAUGGGUGUGCCUUUUCUACCAGGAAAUCCCCUGAUCCCAGAGACCUCUUCUCAGCUAGGCAAGUAGGCAAGCAUUCUCAACCUCUCCGUUGUCGGCCUCCUCCAGAUCCCCGGAUCUCUGGAGAGCUCAAACAGCCUUUUAUUGAGCGCUUCUGCUCUUCAGCAUACAGUCAGAACAGCAUGCCACCUUUCAGUAAACUCACAGGGAUUACAAAUCGAUUGCUAGUCCCCUCCUUUGGCCCAUACUGCCUGGCGGAGCUGACGCAGUAUGACUGUGAUGUGAACGUUCCGCUGCAAGGAAAUCUUCACCUGCUGCAUGGCAACGAUUUGCUCAAAGCUUUGGACCAGUCCACGUAGACUGAAAUAUUUAAGUUAAACCCAGUUUGGGGGUCUCUGUUUAUUUUAUGCCUACUACAGCCAUGCCAUUAUUUAAUGGUUGCCUUUUCAGUCACAUAUACGUACAAUGUUAGAAUAGAAUAUUCAAUAUGCAUAUCUGUUUCAGCUUCAAACUAUACAGUAAAUAUGAGCUUUUUGAAAUGGAUAUUUUAUCGAUUGAGUUGUUUCUACCUUAUAAGCUGUUAAUACCGGUUAAUAAUGUGUAACUUUACCUGCUUUUGUUUUGGUGUUGCAGUUUCUGCCCACAUUCAGACCUAUUAUUCUGAGAGUAAUUUGUUUAAGAUGGAAUAGCUGAAUAUUGGUAUGACUAGUGCAAUUUUCUCGUUUCACUUUUAGAUAGGAAACAUAUUUUAUUAGAUGGUCUCAAGUCAGAUUUAAUGUAGUUGUUUGAGUAACUAAAACAUUUUUGUUAAAAAAAAAAUGGAAAUAUUCCAUCUGCAAAAAAUGUUUGGAAAUUCCAACCAUGAAUGUGUGUUGCAAUUUAGAUCAUUUGUAAAAUAGACUUUUAUUUCUUUUUUGUUUCAUUCGCUCUUUCCCAACCUACCUAAUCAACUGCGAUGCUGUAUGUUGCAUAUCUCUUCUCUACAUCAUGUGAAGCACUUUAUUUAAAGAGCAUUAAUAUGGACCCUUAUUUGUUCAUCGACCAAAUACAAGAGAACGCUAUAUUAGUUUUGCAAGUGGUGCUUAGCUUUCAGUUCUUAGCAUUUCUUGACUACAUCCCACUUUAACCUGCACCAACCAUUAUCUUUCUAAUCCUUCCCACCAGCAUCAGCAACAAGAUAUUCUCAGAUAUAAACAGUUAAAAAUUAAUGUUACAUAUUCUUUUAUUUAUAUAUAUAUAUAUAUAUAUAUAUAUAUAUAUAUAUAUAUAUAUAUAUAUAUAUAUAUAUAUAUAUAUAUAUAUAUAUAUAUAUAAAUGUGUGUGUGUGUGCAGUGUCUGAUCAGUGCUGAUCGGUACCUAGGUACCUUAUCUUGUGUACUCUAGUACAAACUGUAGAUUUAUUUUUGCAUUCUUUAUGCCGUUUAAAGUUAAAUGUAUUUUUUUUUCCAGCUCAGCUACUGUACAUAACCUCUGUUAAUACUGUGGAGUUCUUAUAUCUUUCAUUAAUUUACAUCUAAAAGGUUUUCUGUAAGUAAAGUUGAGAAACAUUUGGUGCACCAAACAGUGGCAUAUAGUAAUAAUACUAGUUUAUUUUUAUCUGUUCUACUCAAACUAUGUAGCAGUUCGAAAGUAUUCAAGAUUCAUCAUGAAAUAUAAUUGAACGUCUAUUUAACACAUGGCCUUGUAUGCUAUAUUAACUCAUGCACAUUUUAAUGAUGAUCCAUUGUACCUGGUCAGUAUUUAUUUUUCUAAUGAUCCUCAUAUUUCUGAGAAAGCCUUGUUUAAAUGUUGCUGAUAAUGAUGUCAUAGUAAUGCCUUUCAUGCAAAUAUUAAUCUCCCAGAUAUAAACACUGUAACACAAAAAGUACACACCAUAGUCGCUUUCAUCAGUUGACCUUUAGUCAAUUACUGCAUAGCAUUUUCAACAUAAAUGAAUUUAUCAUCAGUUCAUUAAUUUAUUAUAUUAGUGUGUCCAUAACCUGCAUGUUUGCUAUCCAUGCAAUGUAUGACAACUAGCUCUGAGUUUAGGACAAACAGGGUAAAUCAAUUGCAACGUUACAUAACUGUUCUCUGAAGGGAGAUCCACUGCUGUUUUUUUUUUUUUUAGUCUGGAAGUCAGGAAGCGUAAAAUACAGAAAAACUAUUCUAACUUUACAUUAUAUACAAUACAUGAUUGCCUAGAUAUCAAGAUGUUACCUUCUUGUUGUUUCUUUUACUCCAUGUAAAGAAGCACUUUGUUGGGCUCUUUUUUGGUAAUAAAAGAGUAGUCAAUAAAGUCUA
Tachysurus fulvidraco (yellow catfish) is the source of this 4483-nucleotide messenger RNA. It is a transcript of the gene epas1a, whose product is annotated as endothelial PAS domain protein 1a. The record is from RefSeq and is a predicted model, not a curated record. Gene Ontology annotation, biological process: cellular response to hypoxia; regulation of transcription by RNA polymerase II. The coding region runs from base 277 to 2562 and encodes 761 amino acids. Lineage: Eukaryota; Metazoa; Chordata; Actinopteri; Siluriformes; Bagridae. Gene Ontology annotation, molecular function: protein dimerization activity; RNA polymerase II transcription regulatory region sequence-specific DNA binding; DNA-binding transcription factor activity, RNA polymerase II-specific. The transcript is spliced from 15 exons.